Messenger RNA from Varroa destructor (honeybee mite), 2179 nucleotides. RefSeq lists its product as uncharacterized. NCBI's taxonomy places the organism in Eukaryota, Metazoa, Arthropoda, Arachnida, Mesostigmata, Varroidae. The record is from RefSeq and is a predicted model, not a curated record.
GCCGCUGACAAACUAGAUGUGCACGUUGGGCGACUUGUCUGCACGAUUUAAUCUUCAUUUGUGCCCGUAUUUUUACCUGGCCAUUUUGCAUCGUUCAUGUGAUGUGUUCGUGCCGCACAAGGGAGCGGCCUGUCUAUCUGAGUAGCAGCGGUCCUGCGUCAGUCACAGGUACACUGCCUGUGCUAAAGGUGUGAGAAAGACGCAGCUGAGAUACAAGACCUCGCUAGAGAUCAGUGAUAUUUAGUUAGAAUUCUUUAAAAUUCAUUAUGAUUUAACUUGCUACUCUGAAAUGUAUGUAUUGUAUGGAAAACACACGGACAUACCCAUUGACAGUUAUCGAGUCAUUUUUAUGGAAACGUUCGAACGACAGCCGUCCUCGUUAAAUGAUCAGUGUUGGUGAAUCGUCACUCUUUGUGUAAAGCAAUCCAGUCAAUGUCAAGUUCAUAUAUUCGUGGAAAUUCAUAAAUUGCGUACAGCUUAGCGAAUCAAACAUGGCGAGUGAUGAUCCAGUCCAGGCCUUGCCGACAAUGGCUUUAAUCGAUCGCUUCAAAGGUCUUAACAAGCGACUAAUUGUGAUACGAGAUUCACUAAAAGAACGGUUGCAGCUUCAGAUAAAAGCUUUCAAUGAGGUCCAUAUUCUCAGGGAUCAACUUCGUCAUCAACAUGCUGCGUAUAACCAAAGAAUAGGUCAACUUGCUCACCUAUUUGAACCGAUCACCAUCGCAUCGUUUAAGAUGCAGGACGCACCAGAGAUGCUACCUCUAUAUGAACGAACGGGCUCUGUGAAAGACGUCAAUAGCGAGUUCGGUGAGAGUGACAAGCAAAGUGACCUUUGCCCCGCCGUUUUGCAGUUUGACUUAGACGAAGAAGAUUUCGAUCAGGUGGAGGGGCAUUCGACCGCUUCAGGCAGCAAUUCAGACAAGGAUAUAGAUCAAGAUAGGCAGUUUGGUCAAGAACUGUUCAAAGAAGACAAAAAGAUUGUUCGCGUUGAAGAUGAGUUGGAAAUGCAGGUAUCUGCAAACGGUGGCUCUGUCGGUCAUGAGAUACGACCUGACGAAUCUAAACAGGAUGCAGAAUACGAGUACGAACCAGAGCUCAUUCCCGAAGAAGACGAAGACGAAAAUGACCAUGGCCACGACUCUGGAAUGAGCGAAUCUUCCCAGACUGAAAUGCCUAUGCAGUCACAGCCACGCACUGUUGUGCGUUAUCAUAUCUUAGAUGAAGAGACGCACAAGAUCGAGGAAGAUCAGGAAGCGGCUGAAUGCAACGAAAGCCAUCGCAACGAAGAUGAAGACUAUUUUUUAGUCGAGCAACCGCAAGAGACAAGUACGCAUGUCGUCAACGCACUUCAACGUAACCCCUCACCAAACCGAAGCGUGCGUCCCAUCGGGGAACUCCAAUUGUCCAAUGAACUACAUCUGUCAGCGGUGCUUUCGACAUCGGGGCUAGGCAACCGGCCAUCGGGCAUGUUUGAAAGCACGCGAAGCACAGCCACUUGUACGGAUCCGCAAGAACUACUUAGUCCUGAAAUUGCACUUUCUUCCCCUUUGGCUGACCAGACAGAGAUACGGGAACUAACUUUUAAUCGGACAAUGGACGCAUCCUUUUUGGACGAAGAACGUUCUCGAUCAGAAAACCUGACGAACGACCUUGUGCCAUUAGCAAGCGAAACGAUUAUUCGAAUCCCUAGUCUUGCUCCUGGUCAGGAGCUCAGACUGGUCCUGAUGAUAAGAAGCGAUCCUGAAGGAAUAGUAAACGGAAAAAUAUCUUGCUCUAAAGCGACGCCCUCCGACUCGCAGACGCCAUCAACGACGCCGGAAGAAACAUAAAAAUGACAAUUCUGUAACACUCUAGCUUAAAUUUAGGUUUUUGCAUGACCUGUUACAUGGGUUCAGAUAUAUCCAUGCGUAAAUACGUAAAAAUAAUAUAAUAUAUUCGUAUGUCAGGUAAUUCCCAUCAGAGCAGUAAUGUAGCUUUACAUAAUAUAGUCAUUCCAGUGUCAUAUAUAUAUAUAUAUAUAUAUAUAUUAUAGUACUAGAUACUGAUCUCGAACGGUGCGAUCAUGACAAAUGGCGUAUGUAAUGCUUUCGAGUUGGACUGGCUAUAUAAAAUUAAGUUUAAUCAUGUGUUGAUUUAUCAUUUUCUACAAAAGAAAACAAUGCGUUGCUUUGCAUUAUUU